Molecule: messenger RNA, 721 nt
Organism: Columba livia (rock pigeon)
Lineage: Eukaryota; Metazoa; Chordata; Aves; Columbiformes; Columbidae
Gene: TOMM5
Product: translocase of outer mitochondrial membrane 5
Exons: 2
Coding region: 124-279 (51 amino acids)
Cellular component (GO): mitochondrial outer membrane translocase complex
Source: RefSeq, a predicted model, not a curated record
CCGGUUGGAAGUACCCGCCCCACUGAGGGCGGUGGCUUCGCCGCCCCUCCCCGCGCAUGCGCCGUCCGCCGCCGCGUGUGUCCCUCCCAGCGCGCCGUAGCUGCGGGGCGCGGGGCCGCCGGCAUGUUCCGCAUCGAGGGCCUGGGCCCCAAGCUGGACCCCGAGGAGCUGCGGCGGAGGAUGCGGCGCGACGUGCUCACCUCCGUGCGCAACUUCCUCAUCUACGUCGCGCUGCUGCGGAUCACUCCUUUCAUCCUGAAGAAGCUGGACAGUAUAUGAACACCGAAGAAGACUCAGUGUGUGAAAACAUGAAAUGGACUGUAGCUGCUUUCCCCUGUUUGUUAAUUAAAUGUUGUGCCAGAGGCAGACAGCCAGUACCAAAUGGUUCUUAAAUGUGUCACUUAAGCAUAUCUGACGUGGGAACGGUAGCGAAGUCGGGAGCCCAGGGAAGGCGUCUGCUGUCCGCUCUGGGGGUUCUGCUCACAGAGCGCUCCCCGAUGUCACCGAGCCGUGAUUCAGGACGUUUCCCAUGCUGUUCAAAACAAAGCCCAUCUCCGUGUUGUACGAAGUGUCACGCACCAGCACGUUGCUUUGUUGUGCAGCCGCCUCUCGACCGCUACGCGUGCAUCGUUACCCACCCUGUCUGCGCGAAAAACAGCGUUGUAAUGAGUCCAGCUCGCGAGCACUGUGAUCUGAAAUAAAUGGAAGAGCAGCUGUGUCA